This is a messenger RNA of Solanum tuberosum (potato), 1024 nucleotides long. RefSeq names its product multiple organellar RNA editing factor 2, chloroplastic-like. NCBI's taxonomy places the organism in Eukaryota, Viridiplantae, Streptophyta, Magnoliopsida, Solanales, Solanaceae. The transcript has 4 exons. Gene Ontology annotation, biological process: cytidine to uridine editing; mitochondrial mRNA modification. Gene Ontology annotation, cellular component: mitochondrion. The record is from RefSeq and is a predicted model, not a curated record. The coding region runs from base 84 to 803 and encodes 239 amino acids.
CACCUCCAUAAUAUACUUUUUUUCUUUCUUUAUCAUUUCUUAAACCCACUAAACCCUCCCCUUAUCCUCUCUCUCUCACCACAAUGCUCACUACAGCAGCAGCUACGAUGGCCGGCUCAGCCACUCCCUUGCAGUCGACCUCCGUAUCUCUCGCCGCCGGCGAACUUUCCUUAUCAAUCGCAGUACUUAAACCAACAAACCUCGCCGGCCGUUCAUCCACUUUCCGCCGCAACUCCAGCCUCCAUUCCAUCCGGGUUGGGAAUACAAAUUCGGGUCGGGUCAAUACUAUUGUGUGCAAAGCUAACCGGUCCGCAUACUCGCCACUGAAUUCCGGGUCGAACUACGGCGACCGUCCACCGACUGAGAUGGCUCCGCUUUUCCCCGGAUGUGAUUACGAACACUGGCUUAUAGUUAUGGAUAAGCCUGGAGGUGAAGGUGCUACUAAACAGCAGAUGAUUGAUUGUUACAUACAAACAUUGGCUAAAGUAGUUGGGAGUGAAGAAGAGGCCAAGAAGAAGAUAUACAAUGUUUCAUGCGAAAGAUACUUCGGUUUUGGAUGUGAGAUUGAUGAGGAGACAUCGAAUAAGCUUGAAGGUUUGCCUGGUGUUCUCUUUGUCCUACCAGAUUCAUAUGUCGAUCCUGAGAACAAGGAUUAUGGAGCUGAGCUAUUUGUGAACGGAGAGAUAGUUCGAAGGUCACCUGAAAGACAAAGGAGAGUGGAGCCAGUACCCCAGAGAGCUCAAGACAGACCCAGAUAUAACGACCGAACACGUUAUGUAAGACGCCGUGAGAACACGCGGUGAAGACUGACCUCAAUGUGAUAGUAUUGCAAUAACAACUAUACCUCAAUCCCAAACAAGUUGGGAGAAAAAUCUUGUUGUGGAAAGAUAAUUUAUUGGUUGUUCUGUUAACUAUUGUUCUGUGCUAAUGGAACAUUUGAUGAUUUUGUUUGACCUCUUUGAAAAUUAGGUACUUGAUAGUCAUGCAAGUUCAUUGAUAUGUAAAGUAAUUAGUUUUCUUUGUU